AUGGCUUACGCUGCCGUGAUUUCUCUUAAAAAGACAGUUCAGCACCUUUUAAAUUCUUCUCAUAUUUCGAUUGUUCUUAUACAUUCCUCUCGACAAAUCAUGGAACAUCUAUACGAGGAGGUGUGUUCGUUGCAAGAAGUUCUCGAAAAGCAGCAGCAGAGGCAAGUAGACUUGCUGGAACUAAAGCAAGACGUUGAUUCUUCUAUCCAAAUGGCGAAAACGAUGAAGGCGGACUACCGUAGAGAAAUAUGGAAUGAAUCACCAGAAGAAGAAGAUUAUGAUUAUGGUCGUUUUGAUGGGAAUGGGUACUCAAAAAUGGUUGGAUUAACUAAUCAGUUUAUCCGGAUCAAAGAUGAGCUCACAACCAACUAUUCCGUUCGUGACACGACCUCGCUCGUGGGUAUGGCCGGCAUUGGUAAAACUGCUCUUGCCAAGAAACUCUUUCACGAUCCAUUGGAUUGGAGUCAUUAUGAAACCCGUGCAUUUGUCACCAUGGGCCCAAAAAGAAAAUUAGAGAAUGUCUUUCUAGAUAUUCUAAAGCAAGUGAGUCAUGAUCAGUUCGAUGGGAAAUUGACAUUUACGGAAAGAGAUCAAGGGAAACUUCAUGGCUUGAAAAUGAUGAUGCGCAACAGUUUAAAGGAUUGGAAAUACUUGAUCGCGCUGGAUGAUGUUUGGCACAAUGAGAGAUUUCUCAGUGAAUGUUUUCCAGACGACACAAAUGGGAGUCGUGUAUUGGUGACAACUAGGCUGCCACAAUCUUUGACUUGUUUAAAGUUCCCCUAUUACAUGAUAUGGUUCCUGGAUAAAAAGGAAAGUUGGGAUCUUCUUUGUGAGAAGGUAUUUGGUGAACGAGAAUCGUGCUCUUACGAACUUGAGAAAGCUGGAAAGAAGAUUGCUGAGAACUGUGAAGGUCUUCCUCCACAAUCUUGA
Molecule: messenger RNA, 930 nt
Organism: Erythranthe guttata (spotted monkey flower)
Lineage: Eukaryota; Viridiplantae; Streptophyta; Magnoliopsida; Lamiales; Phrymaceae
Source: RefSeq, a predicted model, not a curated record